This is a messenger RNA of Trichosurus vulpecula (common brushtail), 2653 nucleotides long. RefSeq names its product GRAM domain containing 2B (gene GRAMD2B). Lineage: Eukaryota; Metazoa; Chordata; Mammalia; Diprotodontia; Phalangeridae. The transcript is spliced from 15 exons. The coding region runs from base 105 to 1397 and encodes 430 amino acids. The record is from RefSeq and is a predicted model, not a curated record.
GAGAAUGUUCUGAAGUGAUAAAACCCUGCUCUUCUACUAUCAUUUCAGAGAGUGUCCAUGAGUGUUUAAAGCUUCUCUCUUGACUUUUGCAACUCACAGACACAAUGGUGAAGAAAAGGCAAUGCUCAAAUGACAGCAUUUUUCGUUUUGAAAGUCUAAGCAGCCACAAGACUCUAAGCGAGGAGCUAAGUCCAGCAGACAGCCCUGACUCUGUGUUUCUGAGUUCAGAGGCUGAAAAUGGUGUGGAAGAGAAAAAGAAGGCUGGCAAGUCACCAAUACUACAUACGCCAACAUCUCCUGACAUAGAAUCAUUGGACCAGAGAAAAAUCGCUUUCUUAAGGUCAAAGACCAGUAGUGAUGGCCUCUCCUUAGUGAGUGACAGUAGGAGUGAUUCUAAAACUGACAACAAAAAUGACUGUAAGGCUGAAAGGAAAAAGUCACACUCUACAAGUCAGUGUAAAGCAAAUAUGCACUUUCACAAGUUAUUUCCGGAAGUCCCAAGUGAAGAACCCCUGAAACAAAGUUUUACUUGUGCUCUGCAGAAGGAAAUACUGUACCAAGGAAAACUGUUUAUAUCAGAAAACUGGAUUUGUUUCUAUUCCAAAGUCUUUGGCAAAGACACCAAGAUCUGUAUUCCAGCUGUCUCAGUGACUCUAAUAAAGAAAACCAAAACAGCCCUGUUGGUGCCAAAUGCUCUGAUUAUUUCAACAGUCACAGAAAGGUACAUAUUCGUUUCCUUGCUCUCCAGAGACACAACAUACAAGUUAAUAAAAUCAGUAUGCAGACACCUAGAAAAUGCAAGUGUGGGCAACAGCCCCAACCCUUCAUCUCCUGAAAACAGUUUCCGGGCUGAUCGUCCUUCAUCUUUGCCUCUGGAUUUCAAUGAUGAUUUCUCAGAUUUAGAUGGAAUGGUUCAGCAAAGAAGGCAAGCAAUGAAUGAAUACAGCAGCUCUGGAUCUCAGACACCUGAAUCUGAAAAUUCUCAAGAUUUUCAUGUGAUGGAGCCCCAGACAGUUCUGAAAGUUAUUAAGGGAGAAACAAAGUCAGUUCAUACAGAAUCUCUUGUGAAUUGUGUGCCUAAAGGAAAAGCCAAGAGUCUUCCAGGAUACAGUCAGUCAGGAGCCUUUGGAUUCUUCCAUAAAUUAAGGUUCCAGAAAUGUCUGACACUCCGCCACAUUCUCAUAUUCUAUGCAGUCGUUGUCUGUGCACUUAUCUUUUCUACCUUCUACAUGAGACACAGAAUCAAUGCUCUGGAGGAACGGCUUAGAUCAAUAGCCUCUGUGGUUGAUUCUCAUGAACAAAAAGCACCACAUUCUUUGGGAUCACAAUUGGAAGUCAACACUGAGACCCUCUGUACAGAGUUAACAGACAACAUAAUAAAAUUAGAAAAGCAGUGAAUUCUUCUUCCCUAGGAAAUCACAGAGCCCAGAUACAAAACAACUUACAAAGGCUACUGGAGAAUGGUGACUGACUUACCUGAUUGCUUGGGGCCAACUUAAUGCUACUCUUUUAAGAAGCCACUCUACUGCUUGUGGAGGGCACUCUGCUGGACAGAGACACUGAUUAAUUGGAAUCCAAAGCCACUUUUGCACUUUACAGUUGCUGUCUAAGAAAGAUGGGAAGUGAUUUGGUUAUUGUGCAAUAAAUGUUAACAUUGACUCUGAGGGUCUCUUCACUGCUGCAUCAUGGAGAGAAUGGAUCUCAUUUCCUUGGGUAUAUCAAAAGAGACUGUUGGAUACAAGUAUGCCUUUGGGUUUGGAUGACUGAGGUUCAACGGUGAUUGCAACAUCAGCAAACAUGCUCCACUCUGUUUUACUUCUUCCUUUCCACACUUCCUUCAGCCCUUAAAACUCCUCAUCUUCAACCUUAAAAUUAGGUAAUAAGUUUAGAGUUGUCCAAAAAUAAAAGGGACUGCCUCAUUAAAAAAAUAAAUAAUUCCCCAUAGCUGGAGGUAUGCAAAUACAGACUGGAUCCAUGAUUUGCAUAAGGAUUGGAAUAGAUUACCUCUUAACUUCCUUCCAUUGCUCAUGUCCUGUGAUUCUUUUUAAAGUGCCUAAUGGGUGCCCCAGUGAAUUCAUUAAGGUAUAUUAAAAAAAAUCCCUAACUGUAAAUGAUGCUGAAUAUACAAAACAAGCUUCAAACAGAUAACUAACUGUUUUCUACUCUUUCUCUAUCCUGUUUUGAAUAAGCUGUGCAUUUCAGUUUCUCAAUAGGGUGUCAAUAAUAACAGGCAAAGUGGAUUUAAGCACUCAGAUAGAUUUUUCUUUUAGCUAAUAUCUAUUUCUAAGUGAUUUUUCCCUAAGCAGGGUGUGGUACUGGAGCCCUAAAUUAAAACUUGCCUUGAGAACCUAACUAAUUUUUUUUAAAAAGCAUGACAGUGAUUCUUGCACAGAAUAUAAAACAUUGAAGGUAAUUUUGGAUUUAAUACAAAAAUCCAUUUCACCAGAUAAUAAUGGACUUUUCUUCUUUGUCAUGUGAAAUUAAGAAAAUGUUGGUGGUUUAAUAUCUUCUAUUUACCAAGUGUUCAUUAUGUAUCAUAAGAUCUAUAAGUAUAAAAUAUUCUAUUUGUAAAACACACUUUAUAAUCAUUUCUAUGAAAUGUAUUUUAUUGUUAAAUCAAAUAAGCUAAUAAUAAAAUGAGUUGUUUACCUCA